Entamoeba invadens IP1 is the source of this 504-nucleotide messenger RNA. RefSeq lists its product as hypothetical. The record is from RefSeq and is a predicted model, not a curated record. Bases 1 to 504 code for a protein of 167 amino acids. Lineage: Eukaryota; Evosea; Mastigamoebida; Endamoebidae. The transcript has a single exon.
AUGGAGUCAGGCUAUAUACUCAGUCUUACUCUCUUUGCAUUGACGGAGUGGUUCUUGUAUUGUUUUUCAAAGAAAGAGUCUCGUGCAAUACCUCUUUGUCUUACCAUCGAGAAUCUGAUAUUUGUCGUGUUGGACUUAGUCUCCACUCAAGUCACCAACGUCGCAAGUUUUAUCGGAACGACCUUCUUAAUCUUUGAACUAAUUAGUAUAGGAACAUGUUUUAUUCUUGCUCAACGUCGAAUCGCUCCAAACCAGAAAUCACCAAUUUCGUUACUCUUUGGGUUAGUCGGUGUGUUUCAAAUACAAUGCGUCAAUGUUGUGUUCAUCACACUCAACGCAAUGUUGUUCUUAGGAACCUAUAUGGUUAAUAACCAGACGUUAGAGUUGGUUCAUAUCAUAGUUAAUUAUUCGUUCACAAUUUUCUUCGUCUCUUUUGUGAAGUAUUUCAGUGGUGAUUCCUUUGAUAAUGAUGUCAAGCUUGCUGCACUUGGAAAUGGAAGGUAA